This is a messenger RNA of Chaetomium strumarium, 3240 nucleotides long. RefSeq lists its product as uncharacterized. Bases 1 to 3240 code for a protein of 1079 amino acids. The record is from RefSeq and is a predicted model, not a curated record. The transcript has 8 exons. Gene Ontology annotation, molecular function: ATP binding; ATP hydrolysis activity. NCBI's taxonomy places the organism in Eukaryota, Fungi, Ascomycota, Sordariomycetes, Sordariales, Chaetomiaceae.
AUGGCGUGUUCUGAAGAAACAGCUGUGCCUUCUGUUCCUGAGCCCGCAGGUUCCGCAGUGAAUCUGACGGAGCAGUCCCAAACGAAUGGAGAUCCCAAGGCUGGCGAUUCCUUGAACGACGGCGAGCCUCCGAAAGAUGAAUUCCAUCCUGCGCAGGAACAGUCCGAGAUUGACGACGAAGACAGGGUGAAACAAGUAUUGGAGCGGGCCUGUUCUGACUUCGUUAAUACUGGGAAGUUUAGUGACAUCUAUCCGGAAGACCAUGAGGGGCGGUUUGCCCAAUUUUAUUAUGAACGCAGUCGGCGUUUGGAGCACCACAUACCUAUACGGCAAAGGGUCAAGCGGGCGCGGGAUCUCAGCUUCAUAUUUUAUGCCUACAUGCGCUUGAUGGAGGAUAGGAUCGUUGUCCUAGAGCAACGGCAAAGGAACAAUGAACCCACGGAGCAUGAAGACCACAAAGUGCCGGGAACCAUCAUCGGUCUGAACAGAACAGCCUGGUCAGGAUUCAAGAGGAGGUACGAUGGCAAAAGAGAUGUCGCUGAGGAGCACGCCAUAGACGUCCUCGUAGGCGACGCUGUCAUCCCUCACGAAGUCUGGAGGGACCGCUUGGCGCGAAACCAUCCGGAGCAUAUCCUCGACAGGUUGCGUCGUCUCCAAGCCUGGGGUCUCAGUGGUCCUUUGCAGGAGGUCCCGGAGCAGCAGCAAGACGCGGCCGACGCCAAGGCUCAGAAGGAGGUUGUGCCGGUCACGGGCGACUCUUAUCCACCGGUUCCAGAUCGCAUCCGCAUCAACGGCGAGCCACUGAGACAGCUGCUUGAAAAGGCCCUCGAGCUGGACUUCAAAUCCUCCGGCAGCCCUGUCGUCCUGCUGAGGCCGUUCAAACUGCUGGUUCACAAUGAAAGCCAGAUUCGGACGCUGUAUGAGCAGCUCGAGCAGAAGUUUACGAGUGGUGGGAACAUGACCCAGACUGGAAGCGAAGCAGCCCCAAACGAACAAGGAAAAGGCCUACUCGACACUUACGGCACAGAGCAGGCAUAUAAGGAGCUAGGCUGUCUGAUUGAGUUCAUGGAUGAGGGCCUCAAGGUCCUUCGACACCUCGAAAAUGCGUCCGUGAAUAGGAUUGCCUUCUCCGAGCUCUGGCACAUUUUCCAGCCCGGCGUCGAGGUGAUAACAGCGCAGAAGCCAACCAGUGCCUACCGCGUGUUCCACGCCACAGGUGGGCGACCAUACCUUUCGCCGCCGGAGGACAAGAAUGAGGAGGAGGAGGAUGGCUUCACGAAGCCGUAUAGGAUUCCCGACAAAUCCAGUGACUUCGUCGUUUAUUGCUACCAGAUCGACUUCGACGGCACUAAAUUUGGGCCAGUGAGCCUUUCGUUCAGCAUUCAAAAGUUCGACGGGCUUCGCGACAUCACGACGCUGCCCAUCUACCCGCUAAAAUUCGCCAAGGACUCGGUGGCGGUCCGGGAGACCCUGCUCAAGAAUGGUACCACAUUCCUUGAGGUCUGCGGCGGGGAGCAUGUUCGCUACCGCGGCCCCAAUCUACACGAGGCAGAAGAGAUCGACAGCGAAAUUGUGGUUGACUUCCACGCGGCGCUUUGGGACAGCCAGGACAAGGACAAAGACACCUGGAAGUACAAAAUCGAGUUUGGCCUUCGCUCUCCUGCCAGCGCAAAGCAGGCUGAGGUUGUCAUGGUCUCCAGCGGCGGCUGCAAAGAGACCAGUUGCUGCGAGAAUGACGUUGUCUUUAGCGACCUGACGCUCGACCACCAGCGCAUGGAGGACUUCCUCACGGAUAGGCAAUGGCUGACCACGGAUGUACGCUAUCUCAAUGAUGACCGCAGCCGGAUCCCCAAGGAGGACAUCAUCCUGUUGCCACACCGCCUGUUCGCCUUCGUGCUCAAGGAAAGAAAGUGGGCUGUAGUUGACAUCAACAACGUUACCAGAGUACCAGAGCCCACAGGGGAGACAUGGACCUCGCUUACCCUCCCGAGAGGCCACAAGGAAAUGGUCUACUCGCUUGUGCAGUCUCACUUCAGAGACCGGAAGCGCUCCACCGAUGAUGAAGACGACAUGCAGGCGGACCUUGUCCGGGGGAAAGGGAAAGGUUUAAUCAUUCUCCUUCACGGGGCGCCCGGAGUCGGAAAGACCUCCACUGCGGAAUGCGUGGCUGAGCUGUGCAAGCGGCCACUGUACCCCAUCACAUGCGGAGAUCUGGGCAUCACCGCUGUCGAAGUGGAGUCCCGGCUCAAACGCAUCUUCAUCCAGGCUCAGAAAUGGAAGUGUGUCUUGCUCCUGGACGAGGCGGAUGUCUUCUUGAGCGAGAGAGAGCACAACGUCAAACACAACAGUCUAGUCUCAGUCUUCCUACGCGUCCUAGAGUACUACCAAGGUAUCCUAUUCCUCACGACAAACCGCGUCGGCAAGAUGGACGAGGCUUUCCGCUCUCGCGUGCACAUCAGCCUGUACUACCCGCCCUUGGAUGAAAAGUCCACCAUCGAGAUCUUUGAGACGAACCUGAAGCGCACGUCCCAGCGCAAAAAGGACAAGCUGAGGAUCCGGAGCGACGAAAUCCUCGAGUUCGCCAAGUAUCACUAUAACGACAACGAGCAGCGGGUGCGUUGGAACGGGAGGCAGAUCCGAAACGCCUUCCACAUCGCUGUCGCUCUUGCGGAAAACGAGGAAGCUGAGCGGGCCAAGGGUGGCCACAAACCCCGCACGCCCAGGCUACGUGUCAGGCAUUUCCAGAUGGUCCAGGAGGCGACGAGCAGAUUUGACGAGUAUCUGACGUCGGUGCUGGGCAUGUCACAGGCCGAGCGGGCCCGGCAGAGAACCUUGCGCCAGGACGACUGGGAGCAGCAGCGCAACCGCAAGCGCCGGCACGAGCGCGAGAGCGAAGCCACCCGUCGCUCCACAAAGCGCUACUACGGCGAUGAUUACACGUCCUCGGAGGAGGAAAGCGACGAUGAUGAUUCGGACGGCAAAGGUCGUGGUGAUGGUGCUGGUGGUGGCAAAAGUAGUAAGCGGUCUGACUCUGAGACGCCGCGGCGGAGGAAGAGGAAGGGCCGAAGUGUUAGUGAGAGUAACAAUAGUGACGGCUCCGAGCAGGAGCUAACGGUACAGGAGAAGAGGGACACAGACGGGAAGGACUCGAGGGACAGGGACAGAGGUGCGAAGUAUAAGGAAAAGGACAGUGAGCGUGAGCGGGAUCGGGAUCGAAGGUCUAGCAAUCGGAUGAAGUAA